AUGCUUCCGACUCCCAAUGUUUCUUGCGAUUAUGACAAGGUUUAUGAACCUUCAGAAGAUACCUUCCUACUACUGGACGCUCUUGAAAAAGACCAGAGUUUUCUAAACGGAUUUUUGAGCUCCAAAGUGAACGUAGUAUGCGAGAUUGGCUGUGGAUCAGGGAUAGUAACAACUUUUAUGAUGCAAAACUAUAUUCCCAGCAAAUAUGCUAUAUACAUCCCUACUGAUGUGAGUCCAUGGGCAAUGGAAUCCAUGGUCGAUACUGCAGGCCGCAACGAGUGUGACCAACGAAUCUUAAGUCCCGUGCGCAUGAAUUUGGCUCGGUCGAUGCGUUCGCAGCAAAUUGACUUGCUAGUCUUUAAUCCGCCCUAUGUGCCUGCAGAGACAGUCCCAGAGUUACCUCAGGAAACAGAAGCACCAGGUAACGAGGUCUCCGGAAUUAAUGGUGACUGGUUAGACCUUGCGCUUUUAGGAGGUGACGAUGGAAUGGUAGUCACUUGGCAAUUACUUCACAGUUUGCAUGAGUUUCUGGCACCCAAUGGGGUAGCAUAUAUUCUCUUUUGUGCAAGGAAUAAACCUCUCGAUGUUGUCAAGUUUAUGCAGCUCCAAGGUUGGAAAUGUGAAUUAGUCAAACAUCGAAAAGCUGGCUGGGAAGUACUAAGCAUCUACAAAUUUUACCGUUAA
Molecule: messenger RNA, 684 nt
Organism: Lachancea nothofagi CBS 11611
Lineage: Eukaryota; Fungi; Ascomycota; Saccharomycetes; Saccharomycetales; Saccharomycetaceae
Source: the annotation of a GenBank genome assembly